AGUCCAUCUAGCUUGACAGAACUUAUUAUUCUGGGCAUUUGGCCAACACACUGCCAAAGAAGGCAUCCUCUGACAGCCAGAUAAUCCUCCCUUCCAGACCAGACGUAACACGAUGUCCCGUCCAUCACGUACUUGUGUGUCCCAUCCGCCUCUCUUGGGAGGACCAGUGCGACAGCACCGGCAGAGAUGUGAUGACCGUGCUUAGACUGGGAAUAUCUUCAGAGCACAAGUACCCGCAGCCAGACGUAAUGUGCAACCAGCCAACAUUAUACGCAGUGGUGAUUCAGCCAGACCAACGUAUAUAGACCCUUCACCCACCUGCCCACUGAUCCAAACUUCCAUAGUAACCAUCGCACACCUCAAAACCACAUCCCUCUCUAAUACUUACUAUCCCUACAUCAAAAUGAAACCCACCAUCCUCCUCCCUCUCCUCCUCCCUUUAACAACCACCCACCCCACCCCCCAAGACACCAUCACCACCAACACUAUAACCCCAGGCCACGCCAUAAUCCUCAACACCUGCGCCUUCCCCAUCUACGCAUGGUCCGUUUCAUCCACAGUCGGCCCGCAAAUCACCAUUCCCGCAGCUGCACCCGUCACCAGCAGCACCAGCAACAGCACCACCCAACAAUACUCCAACUACACGGAACCCUACCACCAUGAUGCGCAAACCGGCGGAGUGAGCAUCAAGCUCACGACUCUCCGGAACGGACUGUAUACGGGUGCGCCGCAAACAAUCUUCGCGUAUAACUUUGUCGAGGGCCAGGAUCAGGUGUGGUUUGAUUUGUCGGAUGUUUAUGGCGACCCGUUUAAGGGGAGGAGGAAUGCAAUCAACCCCCUAGUCAUCAUGGACAGGCCUUCCAAGCGGCCGCGGCUGUCAAUGGCCUGCAACAUCUGUCGUCAGCGCAAGGUCAAAUGCGAUGCAGAGUAUCCCAAGUGCCGCAAUUGCCGCCUGCGCAACCAACAGUGUAUCACCACCGAUCCCCAGAGACCAGGGGUGACUGGCAUUCGAGAAUGGCUGGAUAUACCAGACAAACAGACUCCCCAGAACGAUGAUCAGCCUCAGCAUCCGGCAGUGGGUGAUUCGAAUCACCAGGAAGCGACCGACACCCCACAGAAGCUGUCGCCUAAUGAGGUGUCGCCCGUGCAUCAUCCGUUCGACGUCUCGUUCAACGUCGAGCAUGGCACCGACAAGGUCAAGAUUAUGGGUGGAAGCAGUUCGCAAUGUUUGGCGAAAUCCCUCGAUGUCUACUUUAAGGCCGCCCGAUUGAAACCAGUAUCGGGCUGCUUCCGGUACGGAAUGAGACACGCGGAGGAACUCGAUCUGCCGUUGUCUUUGUCUUUGCCAGAGCUACCAGACAGUGACCGACGAGAACGCUAUCUAUCUGCCUAUAUAUCUCGCAUACACACUCUCUAUCCUAUCUUCAACACAACUCGGCUUCGCAUGGGUACUGAUCUCUUCGCCACGGCGGGUGGCUUCACCAAUCUUCCGCGCGAACAAAUUCCGCGAAUCGUAUCAGCGUACUUGAUCAUGAGUUUAGGAGCAGACGAGAUAGGCCAGGGCGCAACAGUAGACGGCGAUCGCUACUUGCAAGCAGCCGCGUGUCUGCUGUCCCAUGUUAUCAUCAUCCCGUAUCUCCCGACCGUGCAGACUUUGCUACUUUUCACCAUGGCAUACCGCGGGCGUAACCAGGAAGGUCUAGCCUGGCAGACUCUGGGCAUGGCUAUUCGGACUGCGUAUACACUGGGAAUUAACCGGACCUCUACCUCCAAUUCGGAAGGGAAGAACAUCGAGCGACGCGUGUGGGCCGUGUGUUGGUGUCUGGAGAAGAUGAUGCAUCUGGAAUCGGGACGGCCGACUGUCAUUGGAUAUCAGCAACCUAAGCCAGAAGAUGCUCUAGGAGAGAGUAAAUUCCUGAAGUGGCACAUCGAGCUUGGAGAAUACCAAGGCAAUAUCAGUCAUCAUCUGUACAGCCACCAAUCAGGGACAAGGGACGUGCGACAGAUCCUCUUGGACACAGCGCGACUAGACCGCGAGCUGCUAUCCUGGGCGAAUCGGGUCCCUACCGACAUGCGUCCGGGGAGUGAUAUUUUCUGCGCAGACGAGGAGUUUCAUGCAGCUGCUUUUCUGUCCAUUCAGUACCACAGCACCCUAAUCUCGCUGCAUCGUGCCGCCCUCAUCGCACCGACAUCGAGCUUUGAGGAAGAAGUAACGAAAUAUUGCUCCGAUGAGCCAUCGCAGUUUCGAAUGCGUCAUGGCGAGUCAAUCUGCGUGGGCAGCGCUCGAGCGAUUGCUAAACUUAGUGUUCAGCUGUCAGAACGCAAGACAGACUCGCAGACUAUCCCGGCCGGCCCAUCCCUUCUGGCUUGCAUUGUACUGGCUAUCUUUCUGAUUAAGCAUCCGGGUUCGCGGUUGCAGGCCAUGGAUUUGCAGCUUCUCAAGGCAUGUCUAGAGUAUAGUAGUCAGCACCUAUCUCGAUACGAUCCCGAUCCCCGAUUCAUAGAAGGUAUCGCGGCUAUCUACGAACAAUGCAACACCCAUCUCCGGUCCUGGUCGGCCGCAGAAGCCAAAAGGCGUCCACACAGUCGUGACAGCCUCACAAAACUAAAUCCACUUCCUACCCCAGCAGUUGACGAAGCGCUGCCACCUUGGAGGCCUACCGAAGUGAUGCAGCCAAGUGAUCUGCACAAACAGAGCAAUAGUGGAUACCAGUCCCAGCGUGUGAUACAAUCAGCCGUGUCUACACCUGCUAUAGACCAUGGCCAAGACCAUCUAGACUCAUUAGGAUUUUCCAGCACAUCAAUGCUAGAUGGAUUUGUCGCGGAGGGUGUCAACAUGGACCAAGUCUUUCCCUUCGAAGGAUACAAUGUGGAGGAGCUGUGGAAUUGGAUGGGAUGCUUAGAUAGUCCGGGAUCGAUGCCUGAUAUACGAUAAUUUUCUACGAGGGGAAUAAGAAACUGUAAC
This is a messenger RNA of Aspergillus eucalypticola CBS 122712, 2965 nucleotides long. Its product is annotated as transcription factor domain-containing protein. The coding region runs from base 404 to 2935 and encodes 843 amino acids. The record is from RefSeq and is a predicted model, not a curated record. Gene Ontology annotation, molecular function: DNA-binding transcription factor activity, RNA polymerase II-specific; DNA binding; zinc ion binding. Gene Ontology annotation, biological process: DNA-templated transcription; regulation of DNA-templated transcription. The transcript is spliced from 4 exons. NCBI's taxonomy places the organism in Eukaryota, Fungi, Ascomycota, Eurotiomycetes, Eurotiales, Aspergillaceae.